GAGGCGCAGCCAUGGAGGAGGACUUCCAGUGGCCAGAAAGUUGCUGCCGAAUACUUUUCAAAGAGUCAGCGGAGCUAUAAAACAAAACAAAGACAGCAACCGCUUUGGUGAUUACUUUUCCAUCGAUGCAGGACUUUCACUUUUCACGUUUUCCCGAACAUUCGCAGCCCACUUUGAGCUAAAAAAGGAGACUCGUUUCAGCGCCCGUGUGUGUGUGUGUGUGUUUACCGCCGCCUCCUGCCGUGGAAAAGACAACACGGAGCUAGACCCACGGUACGGACAACAAAGGGGGGUGGGGGGGGACCAACAACCACCUUCACACCCGGCAUUUAGACGCGUUUACCGACUCGAGGAGCAGCAGGAGAACGGGGAAGGGGAGGGCGGCGGCGGUGGGGGCUUCUUGGCGAACAAAGAGGGACAACUCGGCCGGACUGAACACUGACGACCGCGCGGGCGACCGUUGCGAGAGCAGCAAUGGAGGAGGAGGGCUCGCUUGAGCCCAGCAGCACACUGGCGACGGUCUCGUUUGUGUCUUCGACGGGGUCCAUUUCAUAACAAGGCCGCUCGCCGCUAUCGAAACAUUUACACCCCCCCCCCCCCCGGUCUGUCUGCCUCCCCGGUCUCCUUCGCCCAUGCUGCAGCGGGGUUUCUAGUCGCGGUUGGGAACAUGAAGGCGGAUCUGCUCCUGCGGUUAUUGGCGACCCUGCUGCUCGCCUGCGGUUCGGCGGGGUCGUCCGACUGCAAGUCCUACGACGAGCCCCCGAAGGGCGGGAAGGGCGGCAAGAAAAGCCCGUCCACGGAGAGGAAAGUGGUCUGCAGCAACAUGGAGCUCCAUCAGGUGUUACCCGCGGACUCCUUCCCCAACAGGACGGUCACGCUAAUUCUGAACAACAAUAAAAUUCAAGAACUCAGAAAUGGCUCCUUCAUUGGAUUAUUUACACUUGAAAAAUUGGACCUGCGGAGUAACCUGAUCAGCCACAUUGAACCAGGCGCUUUCCUCGGAUUGCGAGCACUCAAAAAACUGGACUUGUCCAACAACAGCAUCGGCUGUCUCAAUGUGGACAUCUUCAAGGGCCUCACCAAUUUAAUCAGACUAAACCUUUCAGGGAACAUGUUCUCUUCAUUGUCUCAGGGGAUCUUAGACAGCUUGGUGUCUCUGAAGUCUUUGGAGUUUCAGACGCCUUACCUGCUGUGUGACUGCAACCUCCUGUGGCUGCUGCGUUGGAUCAAAGAGAGGAGCAUCACGGUCAAGAACACCAAGUGCUCCUUCCCCCAGUCUCUGCAGGGGCAGCUCAUUACCUCCAUCAAGCCAGAGCUCUUCACCUGUGAUGCUCCACUUGAGCUGCCCUCGUUCCAGCUGACUCCGUCCCAGCGCCAGGUAGUCUUUCAGGGGGACAGCUUGCCGUUCCAGUGUCAGGCCUCCUUUGUGGCUGAGGACAUGCAGGUGCUUUGGUACCAGAAUGGCCGCAUGGUCAAGUCGGACGCCGCCCAAGGCAUCUUCAUCGAGAAGCGCAUGGUGCAGAACUGCUCCCUCAUUGCUAGCGCCUUGACCAUCUCAAACAUCCAGCCUGGUUUCACCGGGAACUGGGAGUGCCGGGUCAGGACGAGCAGGGGCAACACCACCAGGACCGUCCACAUAGUUGUGUUGGAGAGCUCCGCUGAGUACUGUGCUCCGGAACGCGUCUCCAACAACAAGGGAGAGUUCAAGUGGCCGCGCACCCUGGCGGGGAUCAGGGCCUACCUGCCUUGCAACAGACUGCCGUCAAGCGCGGGAACCUACUCGGGUGGCGCGGGUGAAGAGCAGCGGGCGGGGCGCUUGUGCGAUCGCAAGGGUCUGUGGACGGAGGAGGACUACUCCCGCUGCCAGUACCAGAAAGAUGUCACCAGGUUUCUUUACGUCAUCAACCAGAUGCCUCUGAAUGAGAGCAACGUCGUGGCCAGGGCUCGACGCCUGCUGGUGUACACCAUCGACGCUGCCAACUUCUCGGACAAGAUGGACAUUAUCUUCGUGGCCGAGAUGAUUGAGAAGUUCGGCAAGUUUGUCGAGAAGUUUAAAGACCUCGGAGAGGUGAUGCUGAGCAUGGCCAGUAACCUGAUGCUGGCCGAUGAGCGGGUGCUCUGGAUGGCUCAGCGUGAAGCCAUGGCGUGCUCGCGCAUCAUCGCCUGCCUCCAAAAGAUAGCAGUCUACCGUCUGGCCACAGUACAAGUCUUCUCCCUGACGUCACCCAACGUAGCACUCGAGUCUCACGUUGUCCGUGCUAACGACUGGAACGGCAUGACCUGCAUGUUGUUCCAGAGGUCCAGUCCCGAGCGCACACAGGAACGCCAACUCGCCUUCAAAUGCAACACAACCAGCUCCUUCUCCAGCAUCCUUCACAAGAGCCCCAUUGUGGAGGCUUCCCUGCAGCUCCCCCAGUCCCUCUUCACCCAAGCGGCACUCCCCGGGCAGGCGGAGGACACGGUCUACAAGCUCCAUCUACUGGGCCUCCGCAAUGGCAAGUUUUUCCCCUCCACCAGCAACUCCACCCAGCUGGCAGAUGGCGGGAAGAGGAGGAGCGUUGCCGCCCCGGUCAUCAUGGCCAGGAUAGAGGGCAUGUCUCCACGUGUCCUGAGGUCGCCCGUCAACGUCACCCUGAGGCGGUUGGCCCGCGGCUCCGAUGCUGUGUCCGCGCGCUGGAACUUCAGCCUGGUGGGCGGCCACGGAGGAUGGCAAAGCGACGGCUGCAGCAUUGUAGGCCACAACGACAACUUCACCACCAUUUCCUGCAACUCUCUGGGGAACUAUGGCCUGCUGAUGGACCUCAGCAGUGUGGAGUACCUCUCUCCAAGCAUCCAGCCCCUGCACCCAGUCAUCUAUGCCACUACGAUCAUACUACUUAUUAGCCUGCUCACCAUAAUCAUCAGCUACAUCUAUCAUCACAGGUCCGUCCGUGUGAGCCGCAAGUUCUGGCACAUGUUGGUCAACCUUUGCUUCCACAUCUCUCUCACCUGCGGGGUCUUUGUAGGCGGCAUCAAUCAAACGCGACAUGCAAGCGUGUGCCAAGCAGUGGGCAUCUUGCUGCACUAUUCCACUCUGGCAACUGCUCUGUGGGUGGGUGUGACUGCACGCAACAUUUACAAACAGGUGACACGGAAGGCCAAACGCUACGAAGAGCUGGACGAACCUCCGCCCCCGCCCCGGCCUAUGCUCAGGUUCUACUUAAUCGGCGGAGGGAUACCCAUCAUUGUCUGUGGGAUCACUGCGGCAGCCAACAUCAAAAACUACGGCAGCCGGACGAAUGCACCAUAUUGCUGGAUGUCAUGGGAGCCCAGUAUCGGCGCCUUUUACGGUCCAGUGGGAUUCAUCGUCUUUGUGGAUUGCAUGUACUUCCUCAGCAUUCUGCUGCAGCUGCGCCGCCACCCCGAACGCCGCUACGAGCUCAAGGAGCCGAGCGAGGAGCAGCAGCAUCUGGCUCCGGCCAACGGGGAGGCCGGGUCAGAGGGUCCCGGCGGGCAAUGCGUCCCCCUCACCCUUCAGCUGCAGCCUCAGGGGGCUUCUCCCUGCUCGGCGUCCGCUGCCCACCCUGUGCCGCUGUCUGCCCUGGAGAACGAGCACACCUUCGCCGCCCAGCUCAUGGGGGCGGCGGGGGCGUUGGGGCUGUACGCGGCCCUCUGGGUGUUCGGGGCCAUGGCGGUAUCCCAGGACCACCCGUACGACUUGGCCUUCACCUGCCUGUUUGGGGUGGCCGCGCUGGCGCUGGGCGCGUUCAUGGUGGCGCAUCACUGUGUCAACAGGCAGGACAUGAGGCGCUAUUGGUCCCAGGCCUGUUGCUCUGGGAGACGGGCGUACUCGGCCCAAGAGGACGUCCUGCUGCCUCAGCCAGGCGUGGCCAUGACAUCCACCGCGGGAUCCGCCAGCAAGGCGGACGGGGAGUCAGUCAAGUGUGGCCACAGCAGCGCAGACUCCUCCUACACGAACAAGAGCGCACCGAGCGUGCGCAACUCCGCCCACGGCAGCAAGCUGACCAAUCUGCACGCCGAGGCAGCUCAGUGCAAGCCGGCUCCGGCGACGGCCAACGGCGGGGCCGUUUUGGACAACAGCCUGACGGAGCAUUCGCUAGACAACGAAAUCAAAAUGCACGUGGCACCGGUGGAGGUGCAGCUGCGCCCGGUGAGCAACAUCAUCAAUGCGGCGGCGGCGGCCACCACCAACGGGCACACGAGCCGGCAUCACAAAAACAGGGCACGGGCGCACAGGGCGAGCCGGCUGACCGUGUUGCGAGAGUACGCCUACGACGUCCCCACCAGCGUGGAGGGCAGCGUGCAGGGCAGCGCGCAGAGCGCCCCCCACAGGCGGCACCACCAUUACGACAUCGCGGCGCGCAAUAGCCGGCGGGCGGCAUACAUGGCCUACAGAGAGCGGCAUCAGAGCCAGCAGCAGCAGCAGGACAGCAGCGACGGCGCGAGCCUGCCGCGACGCUCCCGCCUCACGGAGAAAGGAGGCGCCGGCACCGCGGGGGACGGGCCGCCGGCGCCGGACGAGGCGGCGGGCGCGGUCACCGCCGCCGGGUCGUGCUCGAGUAAAGACUCUGGUCCCGUGCAGCAGACCGGCAGCACAGAACUACAGAGCCUACCCAAGUCGUACGGGCUCAACCUGGUCACCCAAACUGGCGGCGCGGUUAAAGAGAACGGACACGCGGGGCCUUUGAUCUCCCCCGAGAGUGCGGCCAGCGUGAAGACGGGGUUGUGGAAACACGAAACUACUGUGUAGCCAGCGUUUCUUUCCCAAAGGCCGCCUCGUGACGGACCGUCACCUCUUUUAAACUGUGAAAUCUCUUCUGCUUUUUUCCAAUUGUACGUUUAUUUUAUCAACAACCAAAUCAUUACUGCCACUGAACUGUCUUUGUCAAUGUUUUUUUUGUAAAUUGUCUAUUUUUAUAACUUUUUAGGAGUUCUGUGCGGUAUACAUGGUCCGAGCUGUGGCCCAGUGGAUGCCAUCACCAUGGGGACUGUUUUUCUCCCAUGUGCUAGUUUGUCCCAGCGAUAAUAAAACAAAAGUUCUGUGUACCUGA
This is a messenger RNA of Gasterosteus aculeatus aculeatus (three-spined stickleback), 5051 nucleotides long. RefSeq names its product adhesion G protein-coupled receptor A3 (gene adgra3). Gene Ontology annotation, biological process: G protein-coupled receptor signaling pathway; cell surface receptor signaling pathway. Gene Ontology annotation, cellular component: external side of plasma membrane; plasma membrane. The record is from RefSeq and is a predicted model, not a curated record. Gene Ontology annotation, molecular function: G protein-coupled receptor activity; protein binding. NCBI's taxonomy places the organism in Eukaryota, Metazoa, Chordata, Actinopteri, Perciformes, Gasterosteidae.